AUGUCUAUCAUUGUGUGUAAUUUUCAAGAUAAAAUAAUACAAAUGGCUACUUAUGUUGACCAAUCGCAGCAAUCAAAAAAUUUCCAAGGCAAGUUUUCGAAUGCACCGCUUGACAAUCCAGAAAUAUUAGUGGAUCAUGGGCCAGAAAAUGCUGUGCGUGAUGAAUUAGAAGACUCUAGGGCAAAAAUGGUUAUAAAAGCCCCUACAAAUCAGCCAUCUGCUCAAGUAGCGCAGCAGGCUCAAAUUGUAAGUGUACAAUAUCCUCCAACGAAUUAUCAAGCUUAUCAGCCAUACCCGCCAGCUUUUGACGCUGAUGGGAACCAAAAUCUGCAUGAUCCGCCGAUAAAUUAUCCAGUAGGUUCAGGACUUGUAUAUCAGCCUUAUAAAAAUGAUAUAGCUUAUUCAGGAGUUUCCCCUCUAGAUAACAGUCAAAUUAAAGACAAGAUUGAUGGAGCAGACUCAAGUGACCCAGAAGUCGACACAAGCAAAUGAAGCCUUUUUAAACGGCUUUCUGAGCGUGCUGGAAUGAAAACAAUGAGCAAUGACAGAAAAUCAUUUAUCAGAAAAGUAUAUGCACUUCUCUGCUGCCAGCUGGUAUUCACUGCAAUUUUCGUAGGAAUUGUGUGUGCAGCUCCUCCUCUUCGAGAAGGGAUAAAGCAUACCACUGCAGUUGUAAUAUUAUGUAUGGUCCUAACAAUAGCGAUCAUGAUUGGUGUGUCAUGCAACAAAAAAUGGUCCAAAAGGUACCCUUACAAUUAUUAUGCAUUAGCUUUAUUCACCGUUUUUGAGUCGUAUAUAGUAGCAUUCGCUUGCUCUUAUUAUGACCAAUUAGUGGUAUUAGCUGCUGCAGUCAGCACCCUUGUGAUUACAGUUUCACUGACUAUAUAUGCAUGGAAGACUAAAAAGGACUUUACGACUGUUGGAGGGAUGAUGGUGAUCACCAUUAUGUCGCUGGCUAUGUUUGGAUUUUUCAUGAUUUUCUUAUACGAUAGAGUUCUUUAUACAAUUUUUUGCUUUAUCGCUGUCCUUUUGUAUGGGUUUUUCAUCGUCUAUGAUGCCCAACUAAUUGCUGGAGGGAGAUAUCAAGAAUUAAGCUAUGAUGAUUAUGCUAUUGCAGCCCUGCUAAUGUAUAUUGAUAUAGUGGGGCUGUUUCUAUAUAUGCUUGCCUUAUUGAGCAAUAAGAACAAUUAA
Molecule: messenger RNA, 1191 nt
Organism: Blepharisma stoltei
Lineage: Eukaryota; Ciliophora; Heterotrichea; Heterotrichida; Blepharismidae
Source: the annotation of a GenBank genome assembly